This is a messenger RNA of Triticum turgidum subsp. durum (durum wheat), 1110 nucleotides long. NCBI's taxonomy places the organism in Eukaryota, Viridiplantae, Streptophyta, Magnoliopsida, Poales, Poaceae. The record is from the annotation of a GenBank genome assembly.
AUGGAGAGCCCCACAUCGGCGGCGUCGCGGGUGGACUUCUACGGCUUCCUCGACCGCAUGCGCCGCCCGGAGGCCGCCGACCUCUUCCGCUCCAUCAAGAGCUUCCUCACCUCCCUCUCCCUCGACGAGCCCAGCGCCGAGGCGGACGGCGCCAGGGUCCAGGCCUUCUUCGCGGAGAUGGAGGCGGCCAUCCGGGGCCACCCGCUCUGGGCCGACGCCACCCACCAGGAAAUUGACCACGCCGAGCAGGGCCUCGAGAAGUACAUCAUGACCAAGCUGUUCGACCGCACCUUCGCGGCGUCGCCGGAGGACGCGGCGGCCGACGCCGAGGUCUCGGACAAGAUCGCCCUCCUGCAGCGCUUUGUCAGGCCCCAUCACCUCGACAUACCCAAGGUCCUCAACAACGAGGCUUCCUGGCUGAAUGUACCUGUUGAGUCGCUAUUCAGUUGGUUCAUCAGCAUCUUUAGUUUUCUGAUGAUUGCAGUUAAAGAACUACAGAAGAUUAAUUCCUUCAAGUCCCCGUGGGAGAAGCUUCUCUGUAUGAUGAGCUGUUGCCAAGUCAUCAAUAACUUGCUGCUAAACGUGUCCAUGACAAAUGACCGGACGUUGUCUGGCGCUGAUGAGUUCCUUCCCAUUCUCAUUUAUAUUACCAUCAAGGCCAAUCCUCCUCAGUUGCACUCAAAUCUGAAGUUUGUUCAACUCUUCAGAAGAGAAACUAAGCUUGUUUCAGAAGUCGAAUACUAUCUCACAAACCUCAUUUCAGCAAAGAUGUUUAUAAUCAAUGUUAAUGGCCAGUCGCUAUCCAUGGAAGAAAGUGAGUUUCAGAAGCAUAUGGAAUCUGCAAAACUAGGUACUCAAAUGUCUGUUGCUGGCCCUAGUAGUCCACAAGGGUUGGCUACAUCCACGAGGGGAUUACAGAAGCAAAUUGAUGCAGAAGGUUCCAGAUUCCCUUUCAUGGACUCGGAAACUGAAAAUCUGACGCCAGCGGAACUCAAGCAGUUACAUGGGCUCUACAGGAAGACAGUGACCAGAUAUGCACUGUUGUCUAAAGCCUUAAGAAAGUUAUCCAUAGAUGAGGAUCAGCUCCUCGCAUCAGUAGAUGAUUCAUGA